Molecule: messenger RNA, 3286 nt
Organism: Pocillopora verrucosa
Lineage: Eukaryota; Metazoa; Cnidaria; Anthozoa; Scleractinia; Pocilloporidae
Product: regulator of G-protein signaling 7
Biological process (GO): G protein-coupled receptor signaling pathway; positive regulation of GTPase activity; regulation of G protein-coupled receptor signaling pathway
Cellular component (GO): cytoplasm
Molecular function (GO): GTPase activator activity
Source: RefSeq, a predicted model, not a curated record
GUACACUAGUAAACAAAUUCUCCAUGUUUAUAUUUCGCUGACCACCGAUCGAGAACGUAUUUUUCGAAUAGUAAGCUUUGUAUUUCUAAGGCUUGGCCUCUUGAGUCAAAAUAUAACAUCCAAAGAAUUUGCUAGAGUUGCGAAGGCGAGCAGAUCUUGUUUAUUUUGACGAAGAGCUCUUUGCAUAUGGAUGUGGCCAUUGGUCAAAUAUGACCUGCACUGAAGCGAGGGAAUUCUUGUCAGCAUAAUAACACGAUUUUUUCAAACGUAACUAUAUACUUUCUUUGCGGCGAAUGUAAUGCUGAGCAAGGAUAUGGACGUGGUCAUUUCUGAAGUUGUCAUGGAAGGAGUAUUGGCAUGAAUCGGCUGCUUUCUGUGGUUGUAAAUCCCUGGCGAAAAUGGAUGAUCGGACAGAUUCAGAUCACGAUGGUGUUCUCUCAGAUGACCAACCUCCACAUGCGACAGUAUGCAAAAAGAUGGAGAAGCUUAUAAAUCAGAUGCAAGACGAAAAAGCUGGAGUACCCAUCAGAACAGUAAAAAGCUUCAUGUCCAAGAUUCCAAGUGUUUUUACUGGGAGUGACCUAGUCGAUUGGAUCAUGGGCAAUAUUGCCAUUGAGGAAAGAGGGGCUGCAGUGCACCUGGCUUCACUCCUCGCAGCAUAUGGUUACAUCUUCUCUAUCACUGAUCACCACUUGAUGGUGAAAGAUGAUGCUUCUUACUAUAGGUUUCAGACACCAUUCUUUUGGUUAUCAAAUAACUGGGAACCUGAGAAUGUAGAUUAUGCUGUGUAUUUGUGUAAAAGAACGAUGCAAAAUAAGUCCAGACUGGAAUUAGAUGAUUAUGAAGCAGAAAACCUUGCGAAGCUACAAAGAACGUUGUCGCGGAAAUGGGAAUUUAUAUUUAUGCAAGCGGAGGCACAAGCAAAGGUUGAUAAGAAGAGGGACAAAAUGGAAAGACAAAUAUUGGAUAGCCAGGAGAGAGCAUUUUGGAAUGUUCAUAGACCGCCGCCAGGUUGUGUGUCGGUAACAGAAAUAGAUAUAAAAAAGGCUUGUAAAGCGGUGGACUCAUCACCGACCACAAAAAGAAAGGUGAACUUUCUACAAGAGGAUUCGUCGAUGUCAUUGUCGUCCUUGUCUGCGCUGGAUGGCGUCAAACAAGAGGUCAAAGAAUUAAGGGAGAAACUUCACAGAAGACGAAUGAAAACUUCACAAGCCUCUGAAAGUUUUAUCCAGAGGUGUGAACAGUAUGCAGAAUAUGAUGCAUUUAUUUGGGCGCCAGAGCCGUCAAAUCCAUGGAUAUCUGAUGAUAUCACACUCUGGGAGCAAGACAAGAGUUUACAUUACGUUCCUCCAAAGCGUGUGAAACAAUGGGCGUUCUCAUUAUCAGAACUUCUUGCUGAUCCUUUGGGCAGAAGACAUUUUGCGCGCUUUUUGGAAAAAGAAAUUAGCGCUGAAAAUCUAGGAUUUUGGCUCGCUUGUGAGCAACUCAAAGCAACGCCGAUACGGAAUGUGCCAAGUAAAGCUCAAGAAAUUUUUAACGAGUAUUUAUCUGAUAGUGCAACGUCUCCGAUUAACGUGGACUGCAAGACAAGAGAAGAAGUGGAGUUAAAUCUAAAAAAUCCCGGCCGAUAUAUGUUUGACGCCGCUCAGGAUCACAUAUUUCAGCUGAUGAAAUCCGACAGCUAUCGGCGUUUUAUCCGCUGUGAUCAGUAUAAAGAACUCCUUAAGGCUCCUGCGAAUAAACAGAAAAGCCCACUACCCACAAAACCACUACAGAAUCUUGCGCGGAUUGCUGGGAAGACAUGACGCAAGGCCUUCUGGAUAAAUUGAAUUCACCGUCCUUCUAGUCGUUAAAUUAUGCAAUUAAGCAUAUCAUGGAAUGUGUGUUGAAAUAUCCUCUGUUAGUUUUCCCAGAACCGAGAACUUGAAAAUUUAUAUGGUUUUCUUGAUCAAUUUGUUGUCAACUAAAAUUCUAACUGUGAUCAUCAUAUCCUCGGGACGGACCAUUAGAACUAAAUUUCUUAGGGGAGGAAAGGAUGGAGGAAUUUGUUUGUUUGUUUGUUUGUUUGUUUGUAUUUCCUCUUUUAUCCCUUGUAAGGUAACUUCUUAUUGACCAAACGUGAGGGCCAUACUGGCGAAUAUUGGUGCGAGGUCGUGGAAGUACGGUCUAAGCGCAGCGAUGUCCGUACAAAAUCUACCGAGGGCCAAUGUUUCAGUCGUUCAGUUGUUUAUUAUAUGGUACUUAGACCAAACUUGUUUAUUUUGAAUUAUCCGACUUUUUCAUUCAAGAUUACGUGGCUUACAACCGUUGCUUUGGAAACAAAAUACCAAUUAAGUAAAGAACCAAUCAGAACGCUCGGAUUUGCCUCAAGACUACCUUCACAUAUAAUAAUUUUAUUUAUUUCAUCCUCGUCUUCAUCCCUAAAAUUUUUCUAGUUGACUGUCCCUCAUUUAUCUGUUCAAGGUCCGCGGAAUUCUGCAGAGUUUAGCCGAACGGAGUGUUAGCGCUGCUUGCGCUGAAUUGUCACGAAUGUUGCGUUACCUCGUGACGUCCAAUGCAACAUAGUCGUCAUCAGUUAGGUGUGAAAGUUAGAUCGCCUCUAGCACAACGCGAAGGUUUUCGCAUUUGAUUUAGUUCCAAAACUCGUUGUGCCUGACAUGACAAUAAGAAGCAAUUUAAGAGUAUUUGUAUUUUUUUUAUCGAGGGGCAGGCGCAGGCUUACUUCAUGCAUUUCAGUUUCAGUGAUGUUCAAAAGUAAAUUUUAGUUCAAAUGAUGCUUCGGGAUUCUUUGUUCCCUAUCCAAAAUACGAAACAGUGACGAUUAUGGUUGACGCGAAAUUUUGCCGCCGAAACGAUUAUUUUGAUGAAAACAAUUAUGCCUGUUAGAGAAGCUAGCCUUUUUUUUAUUUUCUUUUAGUAUUUUUUAUCUCUAGUGAAUUGUAAAUACUCCUCUUGCGACCGCUUUUUGGUUGUCACGCAAUGUUCCUGGAUGUAGCAAUCUGUCAAGCAAGCGUCGAGUCACGCUACAACAAACGCCUCGGAAGUCUUGGCAAGAUACAAGAAUGGAUUAAUACAAUGAUUGUACUAGUGAUGAAAAGUAAUGGAAAUGUUUGAAGCAUUAUUGAUAAUUAUUAAUUAUUAAUGUAUUGAGAUGUCUAUGACUUCACUGUCGUAAAGUGAUUGAAAUUGGUUAUUUAACUUAACAGAAUUUAUUGUGACGAUAAUUCAGAGUGAUUUAUUACGAGAAGUAUUCUUGAAUAAAAUGAAAAUAGAACGUUUUUCAAAA